Messenger RNA from Fomitopsis serialis, 357 nucleotides. RefSeq lists its product as uncharacterized. Gene Ontology annotation, cellular component: cell periphery; cell septum. NCBI's taxonomy places the organism in Eukaryota, Fungi, Basidiomycota, Agaricomycetes, Polyporales, Fomitopsidaceae. The transcript has a single exon. The annotation marks the transcript as partial. Gene Ontology annotation, molecular function: chitin synthase activity. The record is from RefSeq and is a predicted model, not a curated record.
AAGAACAUGUUCCAGGGCGCAGACAACUUGAAGGGCCUCCUCUCCGGUAAGGAGCCUCUCGCUGGAGAAAUCCAGGAAGGCAAGGUGGCGGAGGUUCUCAAGGAGAGGACAUUGCGCCGGCGGUGGGUGCUGAUAUGCUGGAUCCUCACGUUCUGGGUACCUGCUCCGCUGAAGCGUCCUCACAUCCAGCAAGCGUGGCGAGAGAAGCUGGCGCUCAAUAUGCCCAUCUGGUUCGUCUGCGGCUGCGUCGUCUUCGCCAUCGCCAUCUUCGGUGGUCUCAUUUGUCCAACGGCGCAUGUGUUCUCAACGAGCGAGUUGCAUGCGCAUUCCUACAAGAACAGCCCGAACAACAUAUAG